Molecule: messenger RNA, 3903 nt
Organism: Polypterus senegalus (gray bichir)
Lineage: Eukaryota; Metazoa; Chordata; Cladistia; Polypteriformes; Polypteridae
Gene: tshr
Product: thyroid stimulating hormone receptor
Exons: 10
Coding region: 481-2778 (765 amino acids)
Biological process (GO): G protein-coupled receptor signaling pathway
Cellular component (GO): membrane
Molecular function (GO): thyroid-stimulating hormone receptor activity
Source: RefSeq, a predicted model, not a curated record
GUGAGCAGCCUCCUGGAGGUGGGAGUGAGACUGCCGGUGAGCUGUUGUUCCUGCCGAGCGCCUCUGAGCGUCACGCUUAGCUCAGGCACGAGUCUUCAGCGGAAUCUACGGACUCUGAACUCUCCGCUCGCAGCAGCGCGUUUGAUGCUCAACUGAAUUAUUCGGACAGAUCAAGCGAGAAAAGAAGCAAGGAGAAGUCGAUUUCAUGGAAGUUCAGCUCUAGCAAUAUUUUCCCUCACCAUUUCUCCCCUUUAAUUCAGUUGAUUAAAGACGAAUCAGAUGAAGAAAUACUGCAGCAGAGAAACUGAAGUGCUGCGCAAGCCAGACUUGAAACGACAGUUCAUUCUGUCAGUUCAUGUCACACGAGUUGUACUCGGCAAUUCCUGCGUGGCUAUAUCUUCAUUUAUGGCAAACGGUUCAAACGUGUAGUGAAGAAACUGCACUAACCCUUCUUGCGUCUGUCUGUCCCAAGUUUUGAGGAUGCAAUUGAUAAUACUAUUGUUGGUCAAACUUUUAUCUGUGAGAACCUCACGUGCAUUUGACCUGGAAGUCUGCCCUCCAAUUUGUGAGUGUUCUGAAUGGAAGACUUUUAAAAUUACCUGCACGGAUAUUGACGAGAUUCCAAAGUUCCCUCCAAGCACAGAGACUGUGAGAUUCAUGGAGACACAAAUCAGUGUGAUACCAUCCCAAGCCUUUUCAACCCUCCCCAACAUUUCCAGAAUAUAUAUUUCUCUGGAUGCCUCCUUGCAGAGACUGGACAGGCACUCAUUCUUCAGUUUGAUGAAGGUGACGCACAUAGAAAUACGAAAUACAAGGAGCUUCAAUUAUAUCGAUCCUGAUGCUUUCAAGAACCUGCCAGAGUUAAAAUAUUUAGGGAUUUUCAACACUGGCCUUGAUGUAUUUCCCGACCUUACAAAAAUUCAUUCUUUGGAUGUGAACUUUUUACUUGAAAUUGCAGACAAUCCCUACAUAGCCUCACUUCCUGCCAAUGCUUUUCAAGGCUUAUCUAACGAAUCUCUAACACUGAAGCUGUACAACAAUGGAUUUACCGAAGUUAUGGGCUACGCCUUUAAUGGAACCAAACUGGACGCAGUGUACCUUCAUAAAAACAAGCAUCUGACUGCCAUACAAGAUGAAGUGUUUUCUGGAGUUCUCAGUGGGCCUACUCUGCUUGACGUUUCACAGACCAGCAUAACCUCUUUGCCGAACAAAGGUCUGGAAACGCUAAAAGAACUGAUGGCAAAGAAUACCUGGACGCUUAAGAAGCUGCCACCUAUCAGAACCUUCCUGCAUCUCACGAGGGCAGAUCUCACCUAUCCAAGUCACUGCUGUGCUUUCAAAAACUGGAAGAAAAACAAAGGAUUACUGGAAUCGAUCAUGUGCAAUCAGACCAGCCUAACAGGAUAUCGACAGAGAAGAUCCAUGAAUGCUCUCAAGAGUCCGUUCUACCAAGACUACGGCGAAGACGACGCAGAUCACACAGACCCCGUGUACAGUGACAACACCAAGCUCAGAGACUUUCACAGCAACUCGCACUAUUAUGUUUUCUUUGAGGAGCUAUCCGAUGAAAAUAUUGGGUUUGGGGAAAAGUUAAAGAACCCUCAGGAGGACAACAUCCAGGAAUUUAACAGCUAUUACGAUUACACAGUCUGUGGUGGAAACGAGGAAAUGAUUUGUAACCCGGAGCCUGAUGAGUUCAACCCUUGUGAAGAUAUCAUGGGCUACAACUUCCUGAGAAUAGUCGUGUGGUUUGUCAACCUCCUGGCCAUACUGGGGAAUGUCUUUGUAUUACUGAUCUUGUUGACUAGCCAUUACAAACUGACCGUUCCACGGUUUCUUAUGUGCAACCUGGCUUUUGCAGACCUCUGCAUGGGGAUCUAUCUCUUGUUAAUUGCUUCAGUGGACCUCCACACCAAGUCCGAAUACUACAACCACGCCAUCGAUUGGCAGACGGGGCCGGGUUGCAAUACCGCAGGUUUCUUCACCGUGUUCUCCAGCGAGCUCUCCGUCUACACUCUGACUGUGAUCACCCUAGAGCGGUGGCACGCCAUCACCUUUGCCAUGAGAUUGGACAGAAAAAUACGCCUUCGACACGCGUCCGUUAUCAUGCUUGGUGGAUGGAUUCUCUGCUUUAUUUUAGCGCUGUUGCCUCUUCUUGGGGUUAGCAGUUACAUAAAAGUAAGCAUCUGUCUACCGAUGGACACGGAGACGACUCUGGCGCAAACCUACAUCAUCUCCGUCUUGAUGACCAAUAUUUGUGCUUUCAUUGUCAUCUGUGCUUGCUACAUAAAAAUUUACUUGACUGUCCGGAAUCCUCAGUACAAGUCUGGAAACAAGGACACAAAAAUUGCCAAACGAAUGGCCAUUCUCAUCUUUACAGAUUUCACCUGCAUGGCACCAAUUUCUUUUUACGCCAUGUCGGCAAUAAUGAACAAGCCGCUGAUCACGGUAACAAACUCCAAAAUCCUUUUGGUCCUUUUCUACCCACUGAACUCCUGUGCCAACCCUUUCCUCUAUGCCAUCUUUACCAAGGCUUUUAGGAGAGAUGUGUUUAUCUUGCUGAGCAAAUUUGGCUUUUGUGAGCAGCAAGCGCAGAUUUACAGAGGACAGACGGUUUCUGCUAAAAACAGCAGUGGCUGCUCUGCCCAGCGUGGGAGCGGAGGAAUGGGGCAGACGCUGACAAACUUCCAUAAUCCCGACCAUCGUGGAGAAUAUCACCCAGCUGCCACAGCGGAAGAACACUUGAGUGUGGGAGCCUUUAAGCAAAGUGAAAUAUAAUCCAUUGAUAAUGCACGAACGAACAAUAAAAUAUAACUUUAAUAAUCAGAAUGUUAAAGAGAAAUCGAUUUGUCGAAAUGUUUUAUAUGGUCUUUCGGAGUGAGUAACUCUACAAAGGGCAAUGCAAGCAAUUUAAGAGAGUAAAACGCGUGGCCAUCUUACUUACGGGGUAGCUAUUAGGUGAACACACUAGUUAUCCUUCCGGUUCUUCUUCUUCAGACAUGCACGGUGCAGCUCAGGGUCUCAAACAGUCAAAGACUGACAGAGUGGCACGUCAUAGGAGUUCGGACCACCUUAGUGGCAGGUCUAUCGAGUGUGUUAGCAAAGCAUUAACAAAUAAAAGAUGGCAGAAGUAGGAGUGAUAGAUGUGCUAUGAAAGAGAGCAGAAGGUCUUUGCUUCAUUUGCUUACCAUCAGUAAGGAGCGAAGCAGAAGGAUUUUGGUUUGUCUUUAGUUUUGUAAAAUUGAGGUUUCUAUUCAUUUUUUCAAUUGUGCAACUCAAAAUUUUUUAGUCUAAAACCAUAUUCAGACAGGAUUUGCUUUGCACCGUGAGAUGGGCUGAAGCAAUUAUUACUGGAGGACCUCCUAUUAAGAUAAUUAUUUAUUAAGAUGUUGAUUCACGCAGAACUCAUUUAACAUGGGGUCAGACUCUUUAUAGAAGGUAAGAGGCUCUGUGAUCUUUAUAAAAAUAUGAAACACGCCGGCCGUAUAAAGUUACCGACAUGAACCAUUUGGACAUGACUUAAACCAUAGAGGUCGGUCUUCCGGUAAUAAUUACUUUCCUCAGCUACCUGGUAUAAAACAAAUCACAUUCUGAAUAGGAAUUAACACAGAUGAUCCCCAGCACAACAGUAAAACGGCUCUCGUUAACAUCUCUGUGGAGGUGUGCAUUGCGUAUUUAAAAAAAUACGGCAUACUUUCUGCAGAAGGAUGCAACAUCUUGCAUAUUUAUUGCGUUUUCUCUGCAGGACAAUACACUACAUGGGGACCUGCCUCUCUGCCGUUACCUAGCAACAGUCCCUUUCUCUUCCUUGAUUCCUGCAGAUGAAGCCGAGCAUACGAGGGGGGACCCAAAAAUAACCGGAAAUAUUUUUAAAACAAUGUGUUUAAUUUAAUUUUCUGUACA